This is a messenger RNA of Helianthus annuus (common sunflower), 1510 nucleotides long. RefSeq names its product chitinase CLP. Gene Ontology annotation, molecular function: aspartic-type endopeptidase activity. Gene Ontology annotation, biological process: proteolysis. Lineage: Eukaryota; Viridiplantae; Streptophyta; Magnoliopsida; Asterales; Asteraceae. The transcript has a single exon. Bases 1 to 1314 code for a protein of 437 amino acids. The record is from RefSeq and is a predicted model, not a curated record.
AUGCUUGUGCUUAUACAAGUAAUCGCCAUCGUUCUAGCCUUCAUCUCUCAACAACAUGUAGCUUUAGCUUCCUUAGUUGUUCCGGUUACUAAACACACCGAUGCCACGGUUAACCCUCUCUACAGCGCUCACACCUAUUUGGACAAAGUUCAAUACCCUUCUCCUCUAAUAAGCACUCCGGCCUAUUGGAACCAGUGGCGAUAUGUGCAACAAAGCUUGCUUAUAGACCUAGACGCUCCAUUCUCAUGGCAUUACAGCUUUCCACGUCAAGAGGGUUGCCAGGAGUGCCGGCAAACGGUUACAUGCACAGAGUCUCCAUGCACUGAUUUGAGAACCACUUCCUCAUAUCAAAGCCCCUUAUGUCCUCCACCAACCAAUACUUCAAUGUAUGAUAUUUAUAUGGACUGUGAGACAUGCCCGGUUAACGUCAUCAGCCCGGUUACGGGAGAGUGUAGCCAAGUCAUACCAACCUAUGAACAAUUCAUGUUUACAAGAAGCAAUGGUGGAGCUGUCUACUCUUAUGAUCCACAUAUAACUUAUCCCAUUGCGGGAAGCACUCCUCCUUGGACAUUUGAUCCGUUCCCUUCAGAUGUCCUCGGUGUGAUGGCGCUUUCAUCCUCGCCAUACGCGUUACCAGCGUAUCUAGGCGAGGUUGACCGUGUAAUAGCUCUAUGUUUGCCUAGCAACGUAUCUGCUGGUCCCGGUGUUCUUUUAUUUGGAUAUGGUCCUUAUUAUCUUGGCCCUCAACGUGAUGUUGAUGUAAGAAGUUUACUUUCUUAUACCGCGUUGCUCAAGCAUCCAAACUCUUUUGGAUACUUCAUCGGUGUCAAUGCUAUUGUAAUUAAAAAACAGUCUAUCAUUGUUCCCAACAAUGCAACUACCAAGAUAAGUACACUUGAACCUUACACCAAGCUUCGGACCGACAUCUAUAGCGGUGUGGUUCGAAGGGUUUCAAAGGUAACGAAACGAAUCCCACCUGCCAAGUCGGUUGCACCGUUUGGUCUUUGUUUCAACACCACGGUUAAUGGUACUACAGUUGGUAUAAAAGUACCGGAUAUUGAUUUGGCUCUACAGGAUGGGAAGAAGUGGACUAUAUCAACCGCUAACUCCAUUAAGCAAGUGACGGAAGAUGUCGCCUGCCUAGCGGUUGUCGACAAUGGUCCGACAAGUGAACAUGCAAUCGUGAUUGGAACGCAUCAGUUUGAGGAUAACUUGCUGGUGUUUGAUUUGAUUACUUCAACUUUUGGGUUUAGUUCCUCGUUGCUACGUAAUCAUACCUCAUGUUCAAAUUUCGACUUUGCGGUCAGUCACUGAUAUUAGUUAAACCAUUUCGAAUAAUACAACCAGCGAUGAAUGGAACUAUCCAUCAAUGUACAUCAAUGGUUUGCUCUACGUGUAAUAAAACUCUUGUUCGUUGUUUUCUAUGUAGUCGAAAACCGCUUAAUCUUAUUUCGAUAUGUGAAUUCGGUACGUAAUUAAUGAUGAAAGACAUAACGGUUUAACUAUUGCU